UCUCGCAUGUCUGCGGCAAAAGCCUAGGGCCCUAGAUUUAAGCGAUUACCUGGAGUGGUCGGACUACUCUGGCCUCCGGCCUCUCCACCUGCGCCGGCCGGAAAACAGAAAACCCCGCGGUCCGCUGCCCCUGGUUCCGGCCGACCUCGGACGUCCAACCGACGUGGCCUCCGAAUUCUUCGCCGAAUUACUUGCCAGGCGGCGUUGCUUCAACCGAUCUACAACCGCUCUCUCUCUAUGCGUAUGUAUUAUAUGGACUGAGGAGUAAGGGGUGGUCGGAAAUGGAGGAUCCCAAGGACGAAGCCGUCGAUCGCCCGGAAGGUUCUCGAGAUCUUGGCAGCGGAGACGCGGGACCGGACGUUCUGGAGAUGAAGAAGCGUGAAACAGUGUUGGUGAAUGGAGAGAUGGUGCGGGGUGCGGAGCAGAGUGUUUCUCAGAGCAGCGAUGGCGGUGGCUGUGGGAACGAUGAAGCUGAGGCGUCGCGGUGCGACGGAAGCGGUGGAGAAGGACGUCGGGACGACGGACUUAAAGGUGACUCCGGACGGCGAUUGCAUGUGGAGCGGAAAUUAGGAAAUUUGGCGGUUGGCGACAUCCAUGUUUCCACGGAAUGCGUCUCUGAGUUUCAGCCUGGGUGUGGCAGCGAGCAUUCCUCAGGGGUAUUUGAUAAGGGUUUACAUAGAGCAAACACUAUGCCCGGUGAGUCUGCAACUACAGAUAAAUCAGGUUCACCUAUAGAGCAGCCAAGAUUAUCACGAUCUAAAACCGAGAAGCGAAGACAAAGUUACAUGCAAAAUGACCAACCUGCACAAAUUUUUGAUGUAAAAAGUAGUGCUCGAAAGCAGAGGAAGAUGUUGGACAGAAUAGCCACUGUGAAAGAUGAUGGUACAGUCGAGGUUGCGAUGGAAGGACAUAAUCUUGUUUGUGGGCCUGACGUUAAUGAUGAUCUUGUUGGUGGGCCUGAAGUUGAUACUGGAACUGAAGAUGUUGUGGAGGAUCCUGCAGAGGAUAUCCCACCAUUGCAGAUUGUUAUGCUUAUUGUUGGGACCCGAGGAGAUGUGCAGCCAUUUAUUGCAAUUGGUAAACGUUUGCAGGAAUAUGGUCAUCGUGUUCGAUUAGCAACUCAUUCAAAUUUUGAGGAAUUUGUGUUGACUGCUGGGUUGGAGUUUUACCCCUUAGGCGGUGACCCCAAGGUUCUUGCUGGUUAUAUGGUCAAGAACAAAGGAUUUUUGCCAUCUGGUCCUUCGGAAAUACCUAUUCAGCGAAAACAAAUAAAGGAGAUCAUUAAUUCUUUGUUCCCAGCUUGUCGGGAACCGUAUCCAGAGUCUGGAAUUGCUUUCAAAGCACAGGCAAUAAUUGCUAAUCCCCCUGCAUAUGGACAUAUUCAUGUGGCAGAGGCGUUAGGGAUACCACUUCACAUAUUUUUCACAAUGCCUUGGACGCCAACAAGUGAGUUUCCACAUCCUCUAUCUCGUGUCAAGCAACCAGCAGGAUAUAGACUCUCAUAUCAAAUUGUGGAUUCAUUAAUUUGGCUGGGAAUUCGAGACAUGAUCAAUGAUUUUAGGAAGAAAAAGCUCAAAUUACGACCCGUCACAUAUCUGAGUGGUACCCAAGGUUCUUCCUCUGAUGUGCCUACUGGGUACAUUUGGAGUCCUCACCUUGUUCCAAAACCAAAAGAUUGGGGCCCAAAGGUUGAUGUGGUUGGCUUUUGCUUUCUUGACCUCGCAACAAACUAUAAGCCUCCAGAGUCACUGAUACAGUUUAUAAAGAAGGAUAAGAAAAAGCCCAUCUAUAUUGGAUUUGGUAGUCUUCCUGUUCAACAACCAGAUACGAUGACUCGGAUCAUAGUGGAAGCAUUGGAAAAAACCCAUCAGAGAGGAAUUAUUAACAAGGGCUGGGGUGGUCUUGGAAACUUGGCAGAAGGUAAGGACUUUGUGUAUUUGCUUGACAACUGCCCUCACGAUUGGCUUUUCCUGCAUUGUGCUGCUGUGGUUCAUCAUGGUGGCGCGGGGACAACUGCUGCUGGGCUUAAGGCUGGGUGCCCUACAACUAUUGUGCCAUUUUUUGGAGACCAGCCCUUCUGGGGGGAGAGAGUUCAUGCCAGGGGAUUAGGACCACCUCCUAUUCCUGUAGAUGAGUUCUCAUUAGAGAAGCUAGUUGAAGCAAUCAAUGUCAUGCUCAAGCCUGAGGUCAAAGAAAGGGCAGGAGAGUUGGCAACGUUAUUGGCAUCAGAAGAUGGAGUGACAGGUGCAGUCAAAGCCUUCCAUAAGCAUCUUCCACGGAAAAUGCCACCAGCUUUAACCACACCCAUGCCGCCAAGUUUAUUAGGGAACUGUUUCAGCUCAGUGACGAAAUGUUUUGGAUGUACGUAACUGCUGAACAUCAAGUGUGAUUGUAUCACUCGAAACUUCUUGGCCAUUUCUCUCAAGGAGCAUGUCUAAAGCGUCAGCAAAGAAGGGAAGAUGAGGUUUGUUGUGUUUGCGUUUGCCUGUUCCCGUUGUAUUCAUUCCUAUUUCAUGCCACAUAAAGAUCUUAUAUUUGUUCAAUCCAAUGGCGGCCCACUUUCCUGUUAGUGGAACUUGUUUGUUGUGGAUAGUCCGCUCUUAUUAUAUCUACAAUAUCUGAUGAUCA
Nymphaea colorata (pocket water lily) is the source of this 2628-nucleotide messenger RNA. RefSeq names its product sterol 3-beta-glucosyltransferase UGT80A2-like. Gene Ontology annotation, molecular function: hexosyltransferase activity; UDP-glycosyltransferase activity. The transcript is spliced from 14 exons. Gene Ontology annotation, biological process: carbohydrate metabolic process. NCBI's taxonomy places the organism in Eukaryota, Viridiplantae, Streptophyta, Magnoliopsida, Nymphaeales, Nymphaeaceae. The coding region runs from base 282 to 2369 and encodes 695 amino acids. The record is from RefSeq and is a predicted model, not a curated record.